Molecule: messenger RNA, 16473 nt
Organism: Podarcis lilfordi (Lilford's wall lizard)
Lineage: Eukaryota; Metazoa; Chordata; Lepidosauria; Squamata; Lacertidae
Source: the annotation of a GenBank genome assembly
GGGAGGCAGUGGAAGACAGAAGUGCCUGCCGUGCUCUGGUCCAGGGAGUCACGAAGAGUCGGACACGACUAAACAACAACAACAAAAAUUUAUCUGCAAGCAGCCUUGAAUUCCCGAUCUGGGGGGAAAGCAAAUGAUAAGAAAGAAGAAGAAGAAGAAGAAGAAGCAGCAGCAGCAGCAGCAGCCCGGUCGCGCCCCGGGCAUCAGCAGAUGAAUGGGUGCGAGCGAAGAUGAGCGGCUUUGCGCCGUAGCUCCGCCCUCCCUCCGCGUUUUCUCCGCCACGCGAGCGCGGUGGCCAAUCUCUGCCUCGCCAGCGCGGAGCAGCGGCGCCUGGCAGAGCGAAGGCGAGCGCAACUCCGCCGCCCUGGAAGCGCGUGCGCGGGUGUCUCAUUGCGUACGCGGAGCCGGAGAGCGAGGCAGGCAGAAAGGUCCCCUCGGCCCUUGGGAUCCUCGCAGGAGGAGGCGCGCAGGUGGGUUCAGCGCUUGGGGAUGCUGGCGGUGGGGGAAGAGAGCGCAGGGAGGGCUCCGGGCUCCAGAAGCGUCGGUUUGUUGGCCCAUCUGGCCGCUCUCUAGCCCGGAGAGGUGGGUUGGGGGGCACCGGAAUUGCGGGGCUUUGGCGGCACCCCCGACUCAAUGCCCCCGUUGUCCAGGUGUCUCUCCGUAGGCAGGCCGCGCUGGCCGAGGGAGGGCUUUGGCGUGCGCUUUUACGCACGUCAAAAUGGAGAGGACGCGGAGGGGGCCCGGAAAGCAAGGAGACCGUUGCAACCUUCUGGAAGGGUGGGCUCGCUGGCGGCCGGGCGAGGCGGGGAGGUGGGAGGAAAUGGGGUUCGAGGGCAGGGAUGCGCCCCCUCCUCCGCGUGGAGAAUUCUGCCUCGCCACCAGCUUUCCUCUCCUCCCUUCCUUACCCCCACAAACCCACACCAGCCUCUGCCCUCGCCAUGUUAGCAAAGAUGCGGGAGAUGCUGCUUUAACGGCCGAGCGAUGGGCCUAAAGAUUGCUGUGGAGAAGGGAGGAAAGCUGCCCCACACAUUCUGGGUCAGACCAGGGCCGGAUUUACUUAGAAGCUAAACAAGCUGUAGCUUAGGGCCCCGCUCUCUUGGGGGCCCCAAAACAAUUUUAAGGGGGAAAAACUGGAUGUACAUUUCCAAAAUAGAAGAUAAAAAAGAAAUAAAAUACUGUAAAACCUACAUACAGCAACAGUGUUUUGUGUUGUGUAGGCUCCUAUGAUGUAAGCAGCCUGCUAGCCUGCUCCCUCACUAGUUUGCUCUUUUUUAUGUAUAGGGUGACUACAUUCUGCAUGGACUGGUUGCAUUAGUUUGAGAAAAUACAUAUUUUGUUAUGUGCAAAUGGCUUUAGAUACCUAUUAGGUCCAUAAAUUAUAUUAUUAUUAUUAUUAUUAUUAUUAUUAUUAAGCAUAUAUUCAACACAAAAAAACAGUGACAAUUGGUUGUUGACAAAGGACAGCUGGGCAUAUAAAGGGCCCCAUUACCUUCAGUAGCUUAGGGCCUCAUCAAACCUAAAUCUGGCCCUGGGUCAGACCGUUUUUCCAUCUGCCCUGGCAUUUUGCUGUAUACACGCCAUUUAAAGCGCACAGCCAGCAAUCCUGGGAACUGUAGUUUGUUAAGGCUGCUGGGAAUGGAAGCUCUGGGGUAAAUUGCAGGUCCCAGGUUUCUUGUGGUGGGGGUGCUUCAAGGGUUUGUGCACAGCCAAUGUCUGCUUUGGUUGGCAGUGGUUCGCAAAGGUCUUAAGCAGACUCCUUUCCCAGCAUCUAUUUUACAGCCUUGUAUGUUCCUUACUACAGUGGUACCUCAGGUUAAGUACUUAAUUCGUUCCGGAGGUCCGUACUUAACCUGAAACUGUUCUUAACCUGAAGCACCACUUUAGCUAAUGGGGCCUCCUGCUGCCACUGCGCCACCAGAGCAUGAUUUCUGUUCUCAUCCUGAAGCAAAGUUCUUAACCUGAAGCACUAUUUCUGGGUUAGCGGAGUCUGUCACCUGAAGCGUCUAUAACCUGCAGCGUAUGUAACCCGAGGUACCACUGUACUGAAUCACUGAAGCAAAGUGUCUGCUUUGCCACUGAACUAUGGUGGUCCCCCUUCUAUUGUGAUCCCUUUUCUGGAUAACAUACCAUGGAAUUGCCCCCUUUCCCCACCUUCCAGACUUAUUUUCUAACAUUUCAUUUCUGCAUUUUAGCUUCUCUCUCUCAUGGCAAGAAAUCUUUGCUUGCUUAUAGCAUGUCAGCCAUGCUUCUGGGCAUUAUAUAACAACCUUUGACACCACGAACACCUUGGUUGGUUGUACAGCCCUCUUGGAGCAAAGAAUGUUGCUUUUGGAUCAUUUUGCAUCGCUCCCAGAGAUUGCUUGUAGGAGGAAUGAGAAAGAUCCCCUAAAGGUUAGGCAUUUUCCUGCGAAGGAUUAUGCCACAGCAAGCUUUAAGGUGCCAUGCACAUUUGCUUAUGAAAACGUUUUGUCAGGAUCAUCUCAGAAAUUUGGAAAUUUGCAAGGGAUGAAAUGUGCAUUGAAUAAAUGCAUUUGCAAUCGUUCUUCACCUCUCUGGGCAUCAGAAGUGAAUCCUGCUCACGCAGCAGCAGUUACAGGGUUAAAAAGACAUGCAGUUCCAAGCCAGUAGUUUUGCCUGUCUUCUGGCUCCACAGAAACCCUGGUUUGUAAAGGGAGCUCCUGUCACUCUGCCAAUGCCUGGUGAUUCCCCUGAGCAGCAUUCCCCAUAGGUUUCCAACCAUUGAAGACUGGUUGCCAUCCUCACUCAAAGCAACUCCCUGUAUGAGCACCUUGUGGCAAAACUGUCACUAGAUCUGCUGCCAUGAUUAGUUGAUAGUUAAGACAAGGAUGAUUUGAAGUUUGCUAAGUCAAAAUAAGAAAUAAUGUAUUUUCCUUGUGUAUCAAUAAUGAUCUGAGAGUACAGCAAAAAAACAACCACCAGCUAACACCUUUGCAAAGCUAAGCAGGGUCCAUUAUGGUUUCUAUGACAACCAUCAAAUCCUGCACUUAUUUAGUCAUUAGCAGAAUGCAAGCUGAGGCACACCGCUAAUGGGCUUUACGAUUAGAAAGGUCAUAGUUUGCUAUAUCUAACAGUGCUCAUGUAUUUUUUUAAUAGAUGUGUAUAGCUUAUGAAGCAAUAUCCUGCAAUCAGAUGGUUGGGGUUUUUUUUAAUAUUUGCAUAACAAAACUGAAUAACUUUGUGAGUGCGAUAAAUACUUUAACAGAUUCCACAUUGAUAGGGGCAUUAAGUAAAUUUUUGUUUGGUUGCCUCAAAUGAAAGGUAUAAAACACUCAAACCUGCAGUUAAAAUUCAUGCAGCAUAUUGCUGCCAAAGGCCUAAGGUCCAAAAUUCAUGUGACAGUAAAAUGAUGCGUCCCCAUACCGAAUAAAGUUGGACUUGUAGGUCACCAUACCAAAAAGGUUGGAAGCCACUGCCCUAGAGAGCAUGCCCCAGGGCUUUGCCAAAACACUCUCUUGCUAUCAUAACUGUGCCAUGCUUAAAAUGAGGUCAGAAAAGCUUUGCUCAGAUUGAUCUGUCAAUAACAUUCACCACAGAUUUAAAAAACAUGAGCGUUUGGUGAGAGCAGUCCAGAUUAAAGAGGUGGUUCUGUUAUUUUCUACAAAUAUUUCUCUACAGUUGUUCCAAAUCAUGAAUUUAGUAGAGGCAGAGGCGCUGGUUAGAGCAGGGGUAGCCAGCAUGUAAUAAUGUGUAUACAGCCUAAGUUUGUGCAUAACACUAGCACAUAGCAUUGAUGCAGGCUGAACGGGCGAUGGUUCUCCUGUAACAAUAAGAGGCAUAAGUAACUUGGUGGCAGCACUGCUGUUGCAAAACAUCUUCCUCACUUUGAGCUUUCAUAAUACUGAUGGGAAUUGAGCUUUUAUAUGCUGUUCUGUAAUUUGGCAGUCCUGUGUGGUCAAGGCCUUAAUGCAACCUUUGGGUCCAGUGAGACUUACGUCUGAGUAAACAUGGGAUUGCUCCGUAAUGGUGAUGGCAAAGGAAAUGCAAAAGGCUAGCAACUUCAUUUAUUAAAUAUUAAGUUCCCUUGUGCCAGAAGGAAACAAGUGGCGCCAGCGAAAAAUGUUGCAGUAUGGAUUGCUCUUGUGCAGGGUGGCAGGCCAGCCAGGCCCUUGCCCAAGACACUCCAUUCCACUCCUCCCCACCCACCCUGCAUUCAGUCAGCAUUUCAUGGUCACUAAGCAUACUUGAUUCUCACGCAGUGCCGGAUUCACGUAUAAGCUAAACAAGCUGUAGCUUAGGGCCCCCCUCUCUUGGGGGCCCCCAAAAAAAUUAAAGGGAAAAAAACCUGGAUGUACUUUUCAAAAAUAUAAGAUAAAAAAGAAAUGAAGUAAAUCUUACAUACAGCAACAGUGUUUUGUGUUGUGUAGGCUCCUAAGAUGGAAGUUAUGGGCCCCGCCUGCUUAAUAAUUAUUUCACUGUUAAUAUACUUAUUAAUUGUUUUUCACUAUUAAUAUACUUCUUAAUUGUAUUUCAGGUCAACAAUUACUUCGAUAAAAUACAUAUUUUGUUAUGUGCAAAUGGCUUUAGAUACCUAUUAGCUUAGAUUACCAGAUUUUUUUUCAGUGAGUCCGGGGACACUUUGCAGCUUUAAUGGAUUUUGUAUGGGGACUGAUAUGUAAAUCUGGGGUCUGUCUGGUAACCUUAUAUUAGGUCCAUAAAUUACCAUAUAGCAUAUAUUCAACACAAAAAAACAGCAACAAUUGGUUGUUGACAAAGGACAGCUGGACAUAUAAUGGGCCCCAUUACCUUCAGUAGCUUAGGGCCUCAUCAAACCUAAAUCCGGCCCUGUUCUCACGGGACAGUUGGGGUCUCCCCAGAACUCCUUGAGAGCUUUUGCCCCCUUAAAGGGUUCCCCCCGCUUUUUGGCGAGGAAAGUUGCACUUCCUCCAAGCUUUCUGGUGCCUUUCUCUUGCUUACUACAUGAAUCUUACUACAUGAUUCUCAGCAAUGCCCCUUAGUUGAGGUUUUGGGGGAAAACAUGUUUGUUUACAUCAGUUAUCAGUGUAAUCCAAUGCAUGAAUACUCAGAAGUAAGUCUUUUUGAGUCCAGCAGGCCCUUUUCCCAAUUUCUGUGCGUAGUCAUUAGGGAUGCAUGCAUCUGCCAAUUUCCAUUUCUUUGUUUCUCAUUUUUCCUAUCUUACGUUCAGUUCUCCACAUUUCCACAUCACUUUGUUAUUUUUUUCCUCAAAAAAAAUCCUCCUCAUGAAAAUUCAGCAUUCUGGUGCACGUUUCUCCUAAUACACACAUUUUUGCAUAUUGUUUUUGCACAUUUCACCUGUGUAUACAGAUCACUCACAACUUGCACGUGUUUGACGUGUGCAGUUUCAGCUUUACACAGUUGAAGGCCAGCCAGCCGAGAUCGCACAAAUUAAAUUCCUGAAAGGUGGAGAGCUUAAAAGCUCACAGACUUGCUUACUGGGUUCUUGCAAGAUUUUGGAAGGCCCUGCAAGAUCUUGCGAGAGCCUCCCAGAGCCUGGUAAGCAGGUCUGGGAAAAUAAAAGCAGUUAGCAUGUGCCAUUGUGGGCUCGUCACAGGCCGUUUCCCAGUUUUUAAAGGGUUGUUUUGACCAUAUGAGAUUUCAGCUAUGGCCAUACACGCUGUCCCUGAAACACAACACCUGCGUAAGGUAGGAGUCACCUGUAUGCAUCUUUGAACUCAUUGCUUGACUGGAGAACUGCCUUGCAAAAUUGGAAGUGUUUUGGUCCACAUAUUACCAUUCUAGAAAAUGAAUCAGGUAGGAUCUCCUUUAAAUGCAAACAGAAUCGAAAUUCCACCCCAGCCCUAAUACCAGGAGUAGCCUAAAUAAAUUAACAUUAUAAAAGCCUGCUUUUUCAUUAAAAACAUUGCUUUAAAUCGUUGACACUCCUGAUUAGUAGAAAUGUAUCUUCUCUGGAUCUCCUGACCCUUAAUUCUGCUGCCAUCUUUACAGCUCAUUUCACAAUCUCUGAUCUCCCCACACCCGACUUUACAGAGAUAUUAAGGUCAAGAUAAGCCCUCCAACUAGGGAUUACUGGGCUUCUAAACUCUGCAUAGUGUUAACCCUAAAUAGAUGCUGCUUAAUAGUGGUAGUAGUAGCAGCAGCAGUAAAAUAAACUCUGCCCUGAUAUAAUACAGCUAAAAUUAACAGAAAUUAAAAGCAAGGCUUCAGCUAAAAUAACUUUUACACUACAAAGCUAUGCCUGAGACUAGUAAGGCUGUGCACAAACCAUACAUUUAAAGCACACACAGAAUCCUGGAAACUGCAGUUUGUUAAGGGUGCUGGGAGUUGUAGUUCAUGAGGGGUAAAUUGCAGUUCUCAGUUUUCUUUUUUGGGGGGGGCGUACUUUAAAUGUAUGGUAUGUACACAGCCUAAGUCUCAUUGAAUUCAGUGGGAGUUAUUCUGAGUAGAAAGGUAGGAUUGUGCUGUCACUCAGUUUUGGCCAUAUAUAGGAUUCUCUUCUAUAAGCUUCAAAAGUUGCUUUCAAAAGGGCUGUGCUUUGGGAUCUUUGAGAUUCAGUGCCAGCAGUAUUUAUAUCUUGGAUUCCGUGUGGUUUGUUCGUGUUUUUAACUGGCUUUCCCUGCCAUUUUAACAUGCAAACCACUUUGGCAUUUCCUUUUUAACUGAAAAUCGGUAUUAAAACAUUUUUGGAGAAAUAAGUUUUUUUCUAGGAUGCUCCCGAGUUUUGCAGCCCACAAAUGCUAAGUUCUAAAUACUACCUAUUGCAUUAAUUGCAUUUAAUGUGGCGGAUAUAUUUUUAGAAGCUAGCAUAGGUGCCAAAGGGAGAUCUGAUCAGGACUGUGUUGGGCAGGGAGAGGGGAGAUUAACUCCUUCUCCCCCACUGCAGUCCUGUUGAAAAUCACGUCUACCCUCCCUCCCUGCUACCUGCUACUUGUAUUGGGGGAGAAACUGUCAUUGGCACCAAAGUGGACCAUACUAAGGGCCAGGCGUUAAGUAAACUCACUGUCCAUCCUGCUCUCUUUUGUUUAACAGGAUUUGUAUAUGGUAAUCAACAAAAAACUCUGAAGCAGUUUAUCACAGCCUGCAAGUGGGUCAUGUAGCCUGUGCUACUGGGUCUCAGGCUCUAUAAGUAAAUCUAAAUAGUUUUUGCUUUUAAUCCUCCAUUAGUAUGAUGAAUGGCUCUUGCAACUCUUUUGAUUCAUUGGCGUGUUUUAUUGCUAUGUUAGCGCUUGUAACCAAACAUCAGAAAGGCUCAAGCCUUUGGGAAGGCUUAAAAACAUUUGGGAACUUCACCAUCCCAGGCAAGCUGUAAUAUGAGCACCUUAGGGCAACCGGUCACUGGAUCUGCUGGCAGAUUUAGUUAACGGUUAAGCCAAGGAUGGUCUGAAGUGUGCUUCAUCAACAUAAGAAAAAAUAUAUUUACCCCAUGUAUCUAUAAUGAUCUGUGACUAUGUCUGACAGCUGUCAGCCCAUGCGCUGACCUACUCACGAGCAAAAUUCAAGCUCAGCCACCCCACUGAUACUUGCCAUAAUGGAUUUAAUUAUGAAUAAAACUACUAAAAACGUUCAUAGUUCAUUAUAUCCAGCUUUGCUUAGGAAACCAAAUGUUUUUAGAAUGGAUUUUUAUAGCCUAUGAAGCAAUAUUCUGGAAUCAAGUGGGUGGUGAUCUUGCAUCCCAUAAACAUAACUUUAACUUCGUAAGUGCUAUAAAUAUUUCAACAAAUUCCACUUCAAUAGGAGCAUUAAGCAAAUUUUUGCUUGGGUGUCUCUAGUAACGGUUAUAAUGCAGGCAGGCUUGCAGUUUAAUGCACAAAACAGAUGGCUGCCAAAAAUCUAAGGUCCAAAAUUCAUCACAAUAGUGGGUUGUCAUAGAAGACAGCAUUUUCAAAUUAUAUAUGCAUAAUAAUAAUAUUGCAUGAUCAAAUCACAUAUCUGGGGUGGCUUUCUUUUUCCUUUUUUGAAGGGGGAUUAGUUUUGAAAUACAGUCCCAUUAAAUGCAUGAAAACAUUUAACAUAACUCAUAGUUCUUCUUUUCCAUUUGAAACAAAGAAAAUGGCUCUCAUUGAUUGAAAACAAAGACACCACGGGUUGCUUGAUAAAAGGGUUCGUUCUUCAGUUAAAUGUCGUGCAUACUAAAGCUGCAGUUAGAGAAAAGCAUUGUUUGUUUUUUAGAAAUGGCCCUUCUAGCACACAUUUGAUUUGCCAUCUGCUUUGGGCCUGUUGCAAAAUCCAGCAAGUCAUGAGAGCUAUUUUUAAAAUCCCUUCUCUCCCUUGGCAGAGGGGAUGAUGGUGAACUCUAGCUGCCCGUUCUACUGUAUAAGUCAAGGCUUCCAACCAGCUACCAUUUCUGCCAGAGAGAUGUGUUUGUUCAUGCUCUGCAGUACAUGGUGUGCUGUAGAGUUGCAUUAAGAACAUUUUGCCCUGUAAUUUUUUUGCAUGAGUUGAUGUCUACACACGCACCCUUCUCAGUUAUGCAACUGACUAUCCAACCAACUCCUGAGAAAUAGCAAUCCACUUUGAAAGGAUUGUGUGGUGGUCCGUUUAGGUGACGUACAGUCAUACCUCUUGUUACGUUCAGUUCAGGUUACGUUCUUUCAGGAUACGUCCCGCGGCGACCCGGAAGUAACGGAACCGGUUACUUCUGGGUUUUGCUGCUCGCGCAUGCGCAGAUGCUCAAAAUGACCGCAUGCGCAGAAGCGGCGAAUCACGACGUGCGCAGACGGGGGGUGCGUUCUGCUCAUGUUGCGAACGGGGCUCUGGAACGGAUCCCGUUCGCAACCAGAGGUACCACUGUAUUCGUGUUACAGGCGUUUAUUGAUACUGUUUCACAGAGUAGUAUUUAGGACCUUUAGCCUUUGGUGUUCAUGCAGAUUUCCGUUUCGUGUGCUGUUUAAUAGCAUACCAUGUGACGGCUAAGGUUCUUCCUUAUCCCAUAGCUGUCACUCAGAGGAAGAGCUUCUCCUUUGUGCUCAGAAGGUCCCAGAUUCAGUUCCUGGCACUUUCUCCUCAGAGUUCCCUGGGAAGAGGGAUCGACUAUUAAACCACUCUGUAGUUCUGUGAGGGGAACAGGGGUCUCCUAGCAGCUCUCAGCACUCUUAGCGCAUUACUGUUCUUAGGAUUUCUUGUGGGAAAACUUGACUGUUAAAGUGGUAUGAUGAUGCUUUAAAUCAGGCAUAGGUAAACCUGGCCCUGGAGAUGUUUUGGGACUACAACUCCCAUGAUCCCUAGCUAACAGGACCGUUGGUCAGGGAUGAUGGGAAUUGUAGUCCCAAAAACAUCUGGAGGGCCGAGUUUGCCUAUGCCUGCUUUAAAUGUAUAGUGCAGAUGAGGCCUGGUUUCCUUCUGAAGAAAUGAUCAGUUUAAAAAAUAAGGUGCCUCAACUCUUUCAUAGCUCCAAAACUGGAUGACUGGAUGAGAUGCAAAUUUAGAAGCAACUACUACCAUUUGAAUAGAAAUACAGUUCCUCUCAAUAUAGUGAGAAAGAUAUGACCAGGUGACUGUGUACCAGCUCAGUCUGUUGCCCAGUUGCUGCAGAUGCCCCUGGUCUCCAUUUGUUCUUUACUCUUAAAAGGAUUUGGACUGGACAGCUCUUCAAGUUGAGUACUCUCCUCUGUAAAGUAGGACACUUGGCCCAGGAGGAGUCUAUAUGCUGGUAACGGGAGGGGCAUCAACAGAAAUUGAGGUUUUAGAAGCCAGACACUAUGUGCAUGGAAGCCAAGACACUUGGCAAAGAGUAGCUUCUGAGAGGGUUCAUGCGCCUUUCAGAACCGCUUGAAAGGGAAAGUUCUCCCAGUUACAACCUCUCCUAUCAUUAGGCCCUGUGAGUUCACAACGCUACGUGAGAGCCAAGCAGAGUGGUUGAAAUCUGCCUAUUGAUCUGAAUUACCUGGGAGGUUCACUGCCAGCAGAGGUCUGGUCUUACCUCUGAGGUUUCAAGCGACUGAAUCUCUCUCUGGGUAAUUCUACAGCCCAGUGAUAGCAUUGUUCCAAUAGCUCAGGUUGUUUUCUGGGUUUGACGUCUUCUGCUUUCUCCGCAUGCAGCUGACGGUGAGCAGAACACAAACAUGUUUUGAGAGUGUGCCUGUGCAACAAGGGGAAAUGAGUUGGUGGCAGUUUGCAUAAUAGAUUGUGUAUUGUACUAGAUUGCCACCUGCUGUCUGUGGGUUGCAUGCACAGAUCUAUGGAGAGUGCAUUGUGGUUCAUGUACCACUGGAAGAUGCGGUUAUUGAGGAAUUAAGAAUCAUUUUAAAAAAAUAAGGUGCCUCAGCUCUUUCAUAGAUCCAAAACUGGGGGUGAAAAAUGGAUUUCUACCUUAGCCAUUCCAAGACAAUAUCUCAUAUAUAUCCUCUUUCUGGCACCUGUGCCACCAACAUUUUUUGGGGUUGGGUGGGGUGGAUAGUUUGAUAAUACAAUUGCGUUUAUAAAAGGAAGUGCCUUUUGUUACCUUGCAACUUCUUCCUUUAUGCAGCUGAAGUCACAUAGUCUAUUUAGAAAGUUACUGCUGUAUGUUGUUUACAAUAGAUAAAGUGCAGUUAAACUUAGUGUUACUGCUCUCAAUGGCCACUCAGAAAUCUGGGGAUAUGGUGGGCAUCUUAAUCUCUGUAGAGGAUCAGCUCUCUGUGCUGCCGUGUUCUUCAGCCUUAGAUCCCAAGGAGUUGGAGUACGAUCCAGAUAAGACUGAGGCACUGUUAGGAGGUGGUUCCCUAGACCAGAUGGUUGCCUGCUUUUGAUGGGGUUACACUCUCUCUGAAGGAGCAGGUACGCAGCUCGGGUCCAUUGCUGUCGCUUGAGGCUCCAGUGGUCUGGAGUGCCUUCCAUCAGCUUUGGCUGGUGGCCCAGCUGCGCCCCUAUCUGCACAGGGAUAGCCUAACUUCUGUCGCUUAUGCUCUGGUAACCUCUAGGUUAGAUUACAGCAACGGGCUAUACGUAGGGCUGAAGAUGGUUUGGAAACUUCAGUUAGUGCAGAAUUCAGCAGACAGGUAGCUCUCUGGGGCAAGAUGGUUUAAGCCAGGCACCCCCAAACUUGGCCCUCCAGCUAUUUGGGGACUACAAUUCCCAUCAUCCCUGACCACUGGUCCUGGUAGCUGGGGAUGAUGGGAGUUGUAGUCACAACUUGGCUGGAGGGCCAACUUUGGGGAUGCCUGGUUUAAGCAUAUAAUGCCAUUCCUGGCCCGACUGCACUGGCUGCCAAUUCAUUUCUGGGCCCAAAUCCAAGUGCUGGUUUUGACCUAUAAAGCCUUAAAUGGCUCUGGACUGCAGUGCCUCAGUAAGAACCUACCUGGACUCUUUGUUCAUCAUCUGAGGCCCUUCUUCAUGUGCCUCCUCCCGUGAGGUCCAGAGGGCAGCAACAUGAGAACAGGCCUUUUCUGUGAUGGCCCCUUGCUUGUGGAAUGUUCUCACCUGGUGCCUUCAUUACAUAUCCAAAGGUGCCGGACAAAAACAUUCCUCUUCUCCCGUGCCUCAGGCAGUCUAUGGCCUUUAAAAGUGUACAUGGGGGAGGGGGCAUCGUUUUGUUUGUCACUAUGGUAUGUUUGUGUUUUUAUAUUGUAAACUGCCCUGUGAUCCUUGGAUGAAGGGAGAUACAGAAAUAAUAAAUAUAUAAAUACAACUCCCAUCCCCCCAGCCAGCUUAGCACAAUGGUCAAAUAUUAGAAAUGGGGGAGAAAUUAGAUUCAGUCUUCAUUUAAAGAUGAGCCUACCAGAUUUGUACUUUGUGAACAAUACAUGGACAGAAACACAGGGAUCCUUCAAAAUGCUCACCUCUCCAAAUUUUGCAGUGCAGUAUUCCAGCCAAGUAAAAUGUGCAAAAAUGCAUAAACUAGGGUAAAGUAUACAUAGAAGUGCAUAUAUUAAUGAAAAUAGCAUACAAACAUGCAUUAUAUAGGGGGAAAUUGCUUUGUAAAUAUGUAAAGAACUGGAAUGAGGAACCUCUAGCUCAGGGACCAAAUGUCCUCUCUGUCUGGCCCUAGGGACACCCCCCCCCAACACACACAUUAGGCUACUCCCCUCCCCAGGCUACCCCACUCAAUGGCCUAGCUGCAUACCCACCUUGAGUGUUUUUGCCUGGCUGGAAUGUGCGUUUGAAUUCUGGUAAUGCCUCUUGCUUACCUGGAGGGAGGAUUGGGGGGUGAGUAUUUGUAAAGCUAGGGUACACCACAGGUGAAAUCUGCAUAUGGCUCCUGGAAGGCUGCUCAGAAAGGAGAGUGUCUCACCCCCUGCUAUAGAGAACCAUUUCACUUUGUGCCAGAAACAUUGUUCUUUAUCUAAUGAGAUUUCUUCCUUUUUGGCUUGCAGAAUGACCGUCAUGGGGAAGUACUUGGUGACCUGCUGGGUAGCAGUUCUCUUGAUCCUGCUGCAGAGUGAUGUCUCCGUUUCCAAAAAAACCAAACCCAAACCCAGCGGUGGUGGCUGGAACACGGGAAGCCAACGCCAGCCUGGAUACCCGCAGAACCCUGGCUAUCCGCAGAACCCUGCCUACCCGCCACCACGCAACCCAGGCUAUCCUCAAAACCCUGGUUACCCCCAGCACAACCCUGGCUACCCGCCGCGCAACCCUGGUUACCCACAGCAGAACCCUGGCUAUCCUCAGCGCAAUCCUGGUUACCCACAGAACCCUGGCUACGGUGGGGGCUACGGUGGGGGCUACGGAGGCAAACCGUGGAAGCCUAAGCCGGCCAAGCCCCCCAAGAUGAAGCACGUGGCCGGAGCAGCUGUCGCAGGGGUGGCAGCAGGAGCCCUCGGCGGCUACCUCUUAGGCAGUGCCAUGUCCAACAUGAACUUUGGUUUCCGCAACCCCAGCGAGGAGCAGUGGUGGUAUCAAAACCGCGACCGCUACUCUGACAGAGUCUACUACCCAGAGUACAAGGAGCGUGUUUCGAGGGAUGUCUUUAUGAGAGACUGUGUGAACGUCACACUGACGGAGUAUAUCACCCCUCAAGGGAACCAAAGUGCAGAUGAGAUGGAAGUGAAAGUCGUGACACAUGUGGUGCGCGAAAUGUGCACAGAGCAGUACCGCUUGAUAUCCGCGGCAGCUCUGCUUCUCGCCAGCCCUUCCGUGCUUUUCUUCCUCAUGCUGGUCACGUGUUUCCUUAUCCCCUGAGGUCCCCCUCAGGCCUGCACCUCGCUGUUCAUUGAGCAAAUGUCCAGAAGGAAUGAGAACUAUACAGAGCGACGGCUUGGGGGGAGAUGACAUUCUCGCUUAUGCACCUCUUUGGUGGAGUGUCUUUCAAAGCUGUUACAUCUGCUACGUAUUAAUGAACACCCAAGCUUCUGCCAAGCACCUGUUCCUUUUGCAGCCAUCUUUGAUUUCUGUCGUUUGUGGUACGAACGUUUGGGGGGGUGGGGUGGGGAGAGCAUAAGGUCUUAUUUUGUAAUGAAGGGAGGGCAGGAAGAACUCGUCAUAGAUCAAACCCCUCCCUCCUUCAGUCGAGCCUAAUGUAACGCGAACUGUAAAUAGAAACACAGCGACUCCACACGGAAAAACGAAUUGUUUGCUAGGGCCAGCAUUAAGAGUUGAUGUGGCUGGGUUUCUGUCGGAGAGCCCACAAUUGAGAAGGGCACCUACUUUUCUUCUCUUCAGUGCUGAAACUUGCUUGUUCACCCGCCUCUAGACAGCAGUCAGACAGCGGUGGAGGUGAGGAAGAGAAGUCAGUGCCACAGCCUACUUGCUUGUUGGCUCUCUGGCAAACAAGGAGAUGGGAGCUCUAAUGGGGAAGAGGAGAAGUCGGUGAUAAUGGCAGUGAGGUGGAGGCCUGUGGAGGAUGUCUUUGCCCACAGGCUCUGUAAAAUCUUGAGCUGCCACAGUCCUUUGCUUGCCUACCCUCAUUACACCGGCUCUUCGCAGAAACCAAAUUGACACGUUCUGUAAUGCAGCGAUCCAGGGGUCCCCAAAUCAUUGUCUGCAAACCACCAGUGAUCUGCAGGCUUCACUCAGGUGGUCUACGGUGUGUCGGUGGAACUAUUGUCCUAUUGGUCUUUAAUUGUGUUUCUGCUGCUGCUUUAAUUUUUUUAUAUAUUGCAUUUUUAUUCUUAGCGUGGGAUUCAAAUUGUAAUGCAAUAUAUAAGAAAUAAAAGAAGCAGUAGAAAGACAGUAAAAAAUCUUACAGCAUCUACCACUGCACAUUACAAUUGCAAUAGCUGACAGAAAAAUCAUUUAAGUGGCCUGCGAAGAACUUCAGCAGUUUUCAAGUGGCCCUUCGUGGGUGAAGGAGGGCAUUUGGGAACCCCUGCAGUAAACUGUUCUUGCCUUUAAGAAAAGGAAAUAUUUCCAGCUCUUAUUUGAAACUACAUUAUAUGAUGAGAGGCAGGAAGCUGAAGUGAAUCAGGUUUUAAGUUCUCCACUGUACAUUGUUUAAAAAUAAAAAAUCCCACCCCACCAUGCAGUAAGAUUCUCAUUCUAGACCCACAUACAUACUGAGAUAUUUAUCUCAGUAUAUUGUAGGAGAUCUAUGGAAAUCCCACUGUAAAAAACACAAAAAACACUUUUAUAUAUUAUAAACUGCCUUGAGAGUGUGGUUGGGGUUAAAAAACACACCACCAGGGUGUUAAAUAUAUGAAUACAAGCAAAAGAGGAAAAGCCAUGCGCAUCCCUUCCUACAUUAUGCAAGGUGAGAAGACUCUGGUGUGUCUUAUUGGACACAAUUCCAGGAACCGAGUCGUGUUAACCUCACAACAAAGAAGAUGGAUAGUGCCUAGAAUUUCACGAAGCAAGAAGACACAUCCGCAAAGAAUUACCCUGCGUUCCUGAUUUAGUGCUGUCCAUGUGGAAAGUUGUAGGGCCUUGUGGGCUCUUUUGCACAUUAUCUGGGGUUUGUGGCCAUUAGGCAGACCAGAGCAGCCCAUAUGGGAUCCAUGCAAAUCAUUAAGCGAACAUUCCCUUCAUUAUCCAUUGUACCAUGAACAUACUGUAGGUACUUGUCUGUGCAGUAAUAAACCUGUUUGCCUAUGAACCACAGUUAUUGCCUACACAGGCGCAUUACUGCUGAUGACACCAAAAUCUCUUGCUUUCCUUUUUUUUAAUGAAAGAUGAACCUCAGUGAAGUAUUGUUUUCAUGGAGAAAUAAUGGCUUAUUACUGGAACUGAUAAAUCUGGGGCAGGUCUUCUGAAAUGGUGUUGGCUGUCCCAAUAGCACUUAGAAUUUCUAGGCUGCAAAGAAAAGCAUUUGGUUUUGCAGCAUGGGAAUAUAAGUACACCAUUCAUCAGGAAUUUUUAACCCUCUGUGAUGCACAGACAUUACCUUUCUGGUGACUAUUAGCAAUUGCAUAUUUUCUUACAAGAGUAGAAGUUCCUGAUUAUUGUCUGAACUAACCUUAACAAUUAAACUGCUGCUGUUGUUGAGCAUCUUCACUCGUUUGAUCUCUUGAGUCCUCAAAAUUACUGGGUGUUAAUUGUAUUGACCCUGCUGAAUUUUGGAACUAACUUUAAGGGUCAACUGCAGAUACCAGAGUCAUUCCAAAGUUUCAUCUGUGAGGAAACCUGUUGGGUGAACUGGUGGCAAAUGUGACUUGAAGGCAGUCUUAUAAAAUUCAGAGCAGGUUCUCAGUCCGUUGGGAGACUCAAGCUGUGUGCCAAUAACUCACAAAAUAUUCAGACAUGAAAGCCAUGUUGUCAAAGCCAAUGGUGCUCUCCAUAAAGGGGUUAAGCAUCCCUCUAUCUUAAACUGGAUUCCAGCCUGUAGACUAAUGCAAGUCCCUAGAAUUUGAGAGACUUGCUUCCAAGUAAGUGUGUUCAGAAUUGCAGUCCUAUGAGUUCCUGUGAAGAGCCAAUUCUUGGCAGUUGGGGAGGGACGCCACACACAUCCUGUUUCUGCCACACCCUCCCCUUGCUCACUUUGGGCUUCUGCAAGGCCCUUUCUCCUUCCAGAGAUGCUGUGUUAGUGUGCAAGAAACAAGGGUGCAAUGCCACACCACCAGUUGCGAUACUCUUCUGGUUAAGAGAGCUCAUGUGCUUAAUUUCCUUGGUUUCAAUUUAUGCAGCAGGCAGUGGGGCUGGGCAGUGGGGAUGGGAGCACGCAAAUAGUCACUAGGAUUUAUGCAUUCCAGUAGUGUAGCUGGCUUCGAAAAUGCCACAUUUAACCUUAAGGCAGACAUUAUAAUUGAGGACUACAUUUUGGGUGGUACUAAUUCUGUCUGUCCUACCGCUUUUGGCCUGCAGCGUUGGUAACGGCUACAUUUUUGCUAACCUGUAUUUCAGUCAACUUGCUGACAACUCCAUGUUUGUUCAAGGGUAUAGAUAUAUUUUUUAAGUGUAGUCAAAAUGUAAAGAGUACACAAUUAUCCUUCUGAGUAUAUCUUAAUAUAUUCUCUGCAUUUUGCUAGAAGAUGAUUAUUGUACAGACACACUUUUAAAUAUUGGUGACUUGGUCCAAGUAGAAAGCACACAAUAGUAGUAAAAUUACAGGGAGUAUUGGAGAGACAAGCACAUUUGUACUUUGCAAUUUUGUGUGUGCUUUUUUAAAGUAAGUGUUUGAUAUCUAGUAGAAAUAAAGGCCAAAGGCCCCAGCUUUUGUCUAUGAGCUUC